Molecule: messenger RNA, 2194 nt
Organism: Fukomys damarensis (Damara mole-rat)
Lineage: Eukaryota; Metazoa; Chordata; Mammalia; Rodentia; Bathyergidae
Gene: Tat
Product: tyrosine aminotransferase
Exons: 12
Coding region: 146-1504 (452 amino acids)
Biological process (GO): aromatic amino acid catabolic process; biosynthetic process
Molecular function (GO): pyridoxal phosphate binding; L-tyrosine:2-oxoglutarate transaminase activity
Source: RefSeq, a predicted model, not a curated record
GCCCAACGCCCAUUAGUGGAGACUAUUUCAGAAGUCAGGAUUUGUCCUUGCGUUCAUUGGCACGGUGACUCGUCAGAGAACUGGUGAGCUUGCAGAUUUGACUGCUGGACACUGCUUCUCCUGGAGGUGGAAGGCUUUGCUAGCGAUGGACCCCUACAUGAUCCAGACAAGUGACAGCGACAGCGAAGUUCUGGACGUGCACGGCAACAUCGGUGGGAGAAACCCCAUGCCAGGGAAAAUGAAAGGCAGGAAGGCCAGAUGGUCAGUGAGGCCCUCUGACAUGUCCAACAGAACCUUCAAUCCCAUCCGGGCCAUUGUGGACAGCAUGAGGGUGAAGCCAAACCCAAACAAAACCAUGAUUUCUCUGUCAAUUGGGGACCCCACAGUGUUUGGAAACCUCCCCACAGACCUUGAAGUGACCCAAGCAAUGAAAAAUGCCCUGGAUUCAGGGAAAUACAAUGGCUACGCCCCAUCCAUUGGCUACCUGUCCAGUCGGGAAGAAGUCGCUUCCUACUACCACUGCGCUAAGGCACCACUGGAAGCUAAGGACGUCAUUCUGACAAGUGGCUGCAGUCAGGCUAUUGAACUUUGCUUAGCUGUGUUGGCCAACCCAGGGCAAAACAUCCUUGUUCCGAGACCUGGUUUUUCUCUCUAUAGAACUUUGGCUGAAUCUAUGGGAAUUGAAGUCAAACACUAUAACCUAUUGCCAGAGAAGUCUUGGGAAACUGACCUGAAACAAAUGGAAUCUCUGAUUGAUGAAAAGACAGCCUGUCUCAUCAUUAACAAUCCAUCAAAUCCCUGUGGGUCAGUGUUCAGUAAGAGUCAUCUUCAGAAGAUUCUGGCAGUGGCUGCAAGGCAGUGUGUUCCCAUCUUAGCUGAUGAGAUCUAUGGAGACAUGGUGUUUUCGGAUUGCAAAUAUGAACCACUGGCUGCCCUUAGCACCAAUGUUCCCAUCCUGUCCUGUGGAGGGCUGGCCAAGCGGUGGCUGAUUCCUGGCUGGAGACUGGGCUGGAUUCUCAUCCACGACCGAAGAGACAUUUUUGGCAAUGAGACCCGAGAUGGGCUGGUGAAGCUGAGUCAGCGGACAUUGGGACCGUGCACCAUUGUCCAGGGAGCUCUGAAGAGCAUCCUGCGUCGCACCCCUCAAGAAUUCUACCGCAACACUCUCAGCUUCCUCAAGUCCAAUGCUGAUCUCUGCUACGGGGCAUUGUCUGCAAUACCUGGACUCCAGCCAGUCUGCCCUUCCGGGGCCAUGUACCUCAUGGUUGGAGUUGAGAUGGAGCAUUUCCCAGAAUUUGAGAACGAUGUGGAGUUCACAGAGCGGUUGAUUGCUGAGCAGUCUGUCCACUGUCUCCCAGGAAAGUGCUUCGAGUACCCGAAUUUCUUCCGAGUGGUGAUCACCGUCCCUGAGGUGAUGAUGCUGGAGGCUUGCAGCAGGAUCCAGGAAUUCUGUGAGCAGCACUACCAUUGUGCUGAAGGCAGCCAGGAGGAAUGUGACAAAUAGGCCCUCACCCACUCUCCAAGGAGGGCUAGACUGGGCUCCAUGACUCUUCGCAGAGUCAGAUGCUCCUACCAGGGGAGGGGCCUCAAAAUGACUACACCAAGGGUUCAGGAUUGUUUUUGCGUUUCCCCAGUUACGUUCAUGCACACACCCUGAAUCCUAGAUUUUUCUCCUACUCUGCUCUGAUGGAACAACUAAUUCAUUAACCUAUCACCCUCCCAGGUCUUCCUUCUUUUUUUCUGACAGUACCAGGUGAACAGAGGUUAACAGAAAGUGGGUGAGACAAAAACAGUAAGACAGCAUAGAAAAAGCAAAAGAUUAGGAGAACUUGUGUCCCUAGCCAUUCCUCCUACUCUAAGAACACUCUCUCCAGUCAGGCCUGAAGCCCAGCUCUAUUAUUGCCUCACUUCAGGUAUAACUUACUUUUUGCAAUAGUUAUAACUGAAAAUUUGAGGUCACAUGUAUCUGGUUAAUUAUAUUUUAAACACAAUAGCAAAUUUACUAUUUAAAGGAUCCUUGACAGAAAACUUUCUGUGGGGUUUUCUUUCGGUGAUGCAAAUAAAUAUCCUUUAAUUGACCAACUUCCUAAGUUUAAAUUUGUAUGCACCAGGCUUUUUUGAAGUGAGGCUGUAUUUCAAGAGAAAGGAGGAAUCAGAGGAUCUUCCAGAAAUACUGCUGUGUAAAGUCCAGAAA